GCCAGCAUAAAGAUUAAAGCUGCUCCACGAGCUAGAGGGAGCCCCAGCUGAUGAAGUGUCAAGGCCCCAGCUGACAAAGCAUCAAGGCGAGUUAAGCGGCAGAGCGAAAAGAGGAUCUAAGCCCAGCCCGUGUUGUUGGUAAGAGACAGCCCUCAGCAUCAUCCAGGACAGAGUGGAGCAGCUUGGACUCCGCCUAACUGACUCGAAACUCCCUCCCUCUCCGCUCCCAUGCUAGCAGCAGCGACGGCGGCAGCAGCAGCAGCAACAGCAUCCGCCCUUCGCCUCCAGCCCUGACAGUGCACAGAGCCUGGGAGCUGUAAUCCUGCCGAGCUCGCUUGCUGCACGGUCCUUCCCUCCUCCCCCUUCUCGUCCCAGCCGUAGAGGAUGGACUGCAAGAGGCUGCGGGGCAUCAUCCCCGGGUCUUCCUAAGAACUGGCAAAAACAAAGGGAGCCACCUCGGUACUAACAAGCCCGGGCUGGCGGGGGGAUGCAAGCAACCAUGAACGGCUGGGUCUCCGCCUCCUCCUCCUCUUCCUCUCCCUCCGUUGUUGUUGCUGCUGCUGCUGCUGCUGCUUCCAGAGAGCUGCUGACUGCUGCUGAUGAUCAGAGGACUACUGUGUAAAAGGAGGAGGAGGAGGAAGAAGAGGAAGAAGAAGAGGAGGAGGCGGCGACGGCGGCGGCGAAAGCGAGGCGUGAUUAGGUUGUUGCAAUUGCCAAAAGGCACAAAGGUGUUGGAAAGGCAGGGGAUAAAAUGUCUUCUGCUGCUGCAUCGGUGGGGCCCCGCGGCCCUCGCCCACCCACAGUGCCUCCCCCCAUGCAGGAGCUGCCUGACCUGAGCCACCUGACCGAAGAGGAGAGGAACAUUAUUAUGGCUGUGAUGGACCGGCAGAAGGAAGAAGAAGAGAAGGAAGAGGCCAUACUCAAAAGAUUGCACCAACAAUUUGAAAGUUACAAAGAGCAAGUACGAAAAAUAGGUGAGGAAUCUCGUCGUUACCAAGGAGAGCAUAAGGAUGAUGCACCAACGUGUGGAAUCUGUCACAAAACUAAGUUUGCCGAUGGUUGUGGCCAUAUAUGUUCCUACUGCCGGACAAAGUUUUGUGCCAGAUGUGGAGGCCGUGUUUCCCUACGAUCAAACAAUGUUAUGUGGGUAUGCAACUUAUGCCGAAAGCAACAAGAGAUCCUAACGAAAUCUGGAGCUUGGUUUUUUGGAAGUGGUCCUCAACAGCCACCCAGUCAGGAUGGAACACUGAGUGAUACAGCUACUGGUGGCAGUUCAGAUGCACCUAGAGAAAAGAAAGCGAGGCUUCAAGAACGGUCAAGAUCUCAAACACCCCUAAGCACAGCAGCUGCCACUCCACAGGAAAUACCCUCUAGUGUGCAAACUGGCAGGAGGAAAGGCAUAGAGCUAUCCCAGCAAGCUAUGGGCCUGGAACAGAAGCAAACUUCAUCGAGGUCUAGAAGUGAACCCCCAAGAGAGAGGAAGAAGACAUCCACAGGGUCUGAACAGAAUGGAAAAGGAGAUCUAAAAGGUGAGCGCAGACGUGUGCCAAAAUCCUCACUUCAGCAGGGUGAAGGACAAACAGAGGAGAGGGAAUGUAAAGAAAGACGUGAUGUUAGAAGAUUAGAGAAAGGAAGGUCUCAGGACUAUUCAGACUUUCCGCGCAGUUUUGAGGAAGGCAAAACUAUAGAUGAUGAGAAGCAAAGGAAAGAAGAUGACUAUCACACUCGAUACAGGAGUGAUCCAAAUCUGGCAAGGUAUCCCGUAAAGCCGCAUCCCGAGGAGCAACAGAUGCGCAUGCACGCAAAAGUUUCAAAAGCACGGCAUGAAAGAAGACACAGUGAUGUUGCUUUGCCACAUACAGAAGUUGAGGAGCCUGAGGCACCUGAGAAUAACCUAGGAAGGAACUCACAGGUGCAAGUAACUCAGGACAUAAAAUCUCACCUGGAUACUCAAAGGGCAUAUGCAGUAGAAAGAACAGGUGAUGUAAGAAUGUCUGUUUCUAAAAAAAUAGCUAAUCAUAGCCCACCAACUCCCAGGCAUAGUGUGGUUCCUACAGAGCACUUAGAAUCCAAAAACCACGAUCCCAUUAAAACACAGAGUCGCCUAGAUCCUAGCUCUGCUAUUCUCAGUCGGAAAGCAAAGCGGGAGAAAAUGGAGACCAUGCUAAGGAAUGAUUCCCUUAGUUCUGACCAGUCAGAAUCAGUGCGACCGUCUCCUCCAAAGCCUCAUAGAUCGAAACGGGGUGGAAAGAAAAGACAAAUGUCAGUCAGCAGCUCUGAGGAAGAAGGAGCAUCAACACCUGAAUAUACCAGUUGUGAUGACGUGGAAAUAGAAAGUGAAAGUGUCAGUGAAAAAGGUGAUUUGGAUUAUUACUGGCUGGAUCCUGCCACGUGGCACAGUAGGGAGACCUCUCCUAUUAGCUCGCACCCUGUAACGUGGCAACCAUCUAAAGAGGGAGAUCGCCUAAUUGGUCGUGUUAUUCUCAACAAGAGAACAACUAUGCCAAAAGAGUCAGGUGCAUUACUGGGACUUAAAGUUGUAGGAGGAAAAAUGACUGAUUUAGGACGACUUGGUGCCUUUAUUACCAAAGUGAAGAAAGGUAGCUUGGCUGAUGUGGUGGGACAUCUAAGAGCAGGUGAUGAAGUUCUAGAAUGGAAUGGAAAACCACUUCCUGGAGCUACAAACGAAGAAGUUUACAACAUUAUUUUAGAAUCAAAAUCAGAACCUCAAGUGGAAAUUAUUGUUUCAAGGCCUAUUGGUGACAUACCAAGGAUUCCCGAGACUUCUCAUCCUCCACUAGAGUCUAGUUCCAGCUCAUUUGAAUCUCAAAAAAUGGAACGGCCAUCAAUUUCUGUUAUUUCCCCUACUAGUCCUGGAGCCCUAAAAGAUGCACCACAGGUCCUGCCUGGGCAGCUUUCUGUUAAACUUUGGUAUGACAAAGUGGGGCAUCAGUUAAUAGUGAAUGUUCUUCAAGCAACAGAUCUGCCACCUAGAAUAGAUGGACGACCAAGGAAUCCUUAUGUGAAAAUGUAUUUCCUUCCAGACAGAAGUGAUAAGAGUAAAAGGAGGACCAAAACAGUAAAGAAAAGCUUAGAACCAAAAUGGAACCAAACUUUUCUCUAUUCGCACGUGCACCGUAGAGAUUUUAGAGAACGAAUGUUAGAAAUCACAGUUUGGGAUCAGCCAAGAGUGCAAGAAGAAGAAAGCAAUUUUCUUGGAGAGAUCCUUAUAGAGCUAGAGACUGCACUUUUAGAUGAUGAACCACAUUGGUAUAAGCUGCAGACACAUGAUGAAUCCUCACUACCUCUGCCUCAGCCAUCACCUUUCAUGCCAAGGAGACAUGCCCAUGGUGGAGAAAACUCUAGCAAAAAAUUACAAAGAUCUCAGCGAAUCAGUGAUAGUGACAUCUCAGAUUAUGAUGUUGAUGAUGGUAUUGGAGUAGUUCCUUCAGUAGGCUAUAGGUCUAGCACUAGAGAAAGUAAAUCUACAACAUUAACUGUGCCAGAACAGCAAAGAACAACCCAUCAUCGUUCACGAUCUGUAUCUCCUCACCGUGGUGACGAUCAGGGCAGGACCCGUUCUCGUUUACCAUAUGUGCCAUUACAGAGGAGUUUAGAUGAAAUUCAUCAAAUGAGAAGAUCACGUUCUCCAACUAGACACCAUGAUGCCUCCCGAAGCCCGAUUGACCACAGGUCUAGAGAUAUGGAUAACCAGUAUUUGUCAGAUCAAGAAAGUGAGCUUCUUAUGCUGCCCAGGGCAAAACGAGGAAGAAGUGCAGAGUGCCUACAUACCCUACAUACCACCAGUGAACUGCAGCCCUCACUUGACAGGGCUAGGAGUGCUAGUACCAACUGCUUGAGGCCCGAUAUUAGUUUGCAUUCACCAGAACAAGAAAGAGGUAGAUGGUCCCCCUCACUAGAUAGGAGACGACCCACUAGUCCCCGGAUUCAUAUCCAACAUGCUUCUCCGGAGGAUGACAGAUCAACAACGAUGGAGUCUUGCAUUCCAAAACAAGACAGUUUAAACCACCUAAGUGCUAAUCCAGAAGAAACACAGAGGCAUUCCAGAAAGGUGGAAAGAUAUAGCACCCAAAAACAGACUAGGAAAGGCUCUACGUCUGAAACAGAAAGAAUGCACCAACCAGGAAGUCCAAUGCAGUCAUCUUCAGCAGAUACACCCUUCAGCAGCCGUAGGGGGAGACAGCUUCCACAAGUUCCUAUCAGGAGUGGCAGUAUAGAGCAAGAACAAGAGAAUUAUAGUUCAUCAUCAAAAGCAAAUGUAGUAGUGGAGGAGCGAACAAGACAGAUGAAAAUGAAAAUGCACCGUUAUAAUCAGACAACAGAGUCUGGUUCUAGUCAAGAACUGGAACGUGAGCAAUAUACCAAGUAUAACAUACAAACAGAUCAGUACAGAAGUUGUGAUAACGUCUCUGCCAAAUCAUCAGAUAGUGAUGUCAGUGAUGUGUCAGCCAUUUCCCGUACCAGCAGUGCCUCACGCCUCAGCAGCACAAGCUUCAUGUCAGAGCAAUCAGAGCGCCCUAGGGGCAGAAUCAGUACGUUUACUCCUAAAAUGCAAGGCAGACGGAUGGGGCCUUCAGGGAGAACCAUCACAAAGAGCACAAGUGUGAGUGGAGAGGUGUAUAAACUGGAACAUAAUGAUGGGAGUCAAUCAGACACUGCAGUUGGUACGGUUGGAACAGGUGGGAAGAAAAGACGAUCAAGCCUUAGUGCCAAAGUAGUUGCCAUGGUAUCUCGAAGAAGCAGAAGCACAUCCCAGCUUAGCCAAACAGAGACGGGCAACAAGAAGCUAAAAAGCACGAUACAGAGAAGCACAGAAACGGGUAUGGCAGCAGAAAUGAGAAGCCGUAUGGCCCGUCAGCCAAGUCGGGAAUCGACCGAUGGCAGCAUCAACAGUUACAGCUCAGAAGGAAACCUAAUAUUUCCUGGAGUCCGACUGGGUGCUGACAGUCAAUUCAGUGAUUUCCUUGAUGGACUGGGACCAGCUCAGCUAGUAGGUAGACAGACCUUAGCAACCCCUGCCAUGGGUGAUAUUCAGAUUGGAAUGGUGGAUAAGAAAGGCCAAUUAGAAGUAGAAGUUAUUAGAGCCCGAGGCCUAAUACAAAAGCCUGGUUCUAAAUCUACCCCAGCUCCAUAUGUCAAAGUUUAUCUGUUGGAAAAUGGGGCUUGUGUAGCCAAGAAGAAGACAAGGAUUGCAAGGAAAACCCUUGAUCCUUUAUACCAACAGACACUGGUUUUUGAUGAAAGUCCACAUGGUAAAGUCCUUCAGGUAAUAGUCUGGGGAGACUAUGGCCGAAUGGAUCACAAAUGUUUCAUGGGAGUAGCACAGAUCCUGCUGGAAGAACUUGAUUUGUCCAGUGUGGUAAUAGGCUGGUAUAAAUUAUUUCCACCUUCUUCUCUGGUGGAUCCAACCUUGACUCCUCUGACUCGCAGGGCUUCCCAAUCGUCUCUGGAAAGCUCAACUGGGCCUCCCUGCAUUCGAUCUUAGUGAACACAACAGCAGGUGCUCUCCAACAAAGUCAUCAUCGCCCAGGAUAACCAAUGAGGGGAAAAAGCUAUUUACAACAAUGAGGAGCAUUUUUUUUUAAAAAAGAGACAAUCAUCACUUAAGUUUUGCCUGUAGUAGAUUAUCCAAAACAAUGUCUGUUUGUUAAAAGGUUGGCUUCAAUUUACCAAACAAAGCAAUGUAUGAAAAUACAGGCAAUCCAUCUAGCAAAAUGUCCCUGAUGCUUUUGAUAAUCGUAACGAGGAGGAACCUUUAAGAUUAAACUAGAACCGCUCAUUCUUUCCAUGAUCCCCCUUCCCAUUUUUUUUCAUGGAGACCACAAACAGUGUUAACUCCCUCGUGUUUCUGUAUGUUAUUUCCACUUGAUUUUUACUGUGUUAUUAUCCUGCAAGUUUUGUAAAAGUCUUAAUGAUGCUAACAGAGACCCUUCCUUUCUUUUUCUAAACUAAAACCAAAAAGGGCUGAAGUACAUCUCUGUAAGCAUCUCUAAAAGUGUUCAUCUUCCAGAGUUAUCAUAUGAUGCCAACAACAGUCCCAAUAUUCCUCCAUUCUGGUUGUCCAUAAUCUUAACAUAUGUGGAAAACCAGAAUAAAAUGAGCAACUUUUAGUUCAGUUUAUUAUUAUUAUCAUCAUCAUCAUUAUCAUAAUUUUUCUUUGUAAGAAAAAAUGAAUAUAUUUACAUUAUAUAUCAUGAUUUUUGUAUGUUUCAUUAAGACUUUGCAUGAAGGAAAUUUGCAUCUGCAACUAUUGCUGGAGACUUGAUAAAAAAAGUAGCUUUGCUUUUCAUUUUUACAUUAGCAAUUCCGUUUGUAAAGCGGUUGUCUUAUUGGGCCCGAUGAGGAAAGUCUUUAUGUUCAUGUGUAUAACUGUAUAAUUGGCUGCCCAAAUGUUGACCAGGAAUGGAGUUGAGCAUUUGAUGCUUUUCAGCUGUAUCCAGGCUUCUCUGAUACAUGUGUCACUUUUGAUACACUUGUCUGCCCUGGUUAGAGCAUGGUAUGAGUUUAGUUUUUCCACUGGAAAUUCCAGUUGAAAUACUCUGCACUUAAAAUUUUAUCCAAUUUCAGUUUACAUUUCUUUGAGAUUGAUGCAAGCACAAAGCUUGACUUUUUUUAACAAAUGUAAUCUUACUUUUAGGGGUUUUGCAGGGGAGGUACAGUAAAAAAAACACAACAACCUUGCAUUGUGUUCCAUUUAGGUUCUUUCUUGGCCUUGAAACCUUGUGUUUUUCUGUAAAAUGUGCUAAAAGCUGCAGGAUGUGCAGGUGCAUUGAGAAGUUCUCUUCUUUUUGGGCCAUUGAUUUUGUGUUCUCACAAAAUAGAGCAGCAUGACUUGGAAUUGUUCAAAGCUGCAUGCACGCUUUUUAAAAAAAAUAGAAAAAGAAAAGAAAAAACAAAAAAGGAAAAAAGUGAGAAAAAACAAACAAAAGAGAUUAUUUAAAGUGUAUGUUAGUUCCACAUAGAUCAUGUGUGUUGCAUGUACUUGUACAGUUUGCUUGUAAUUACUCUAAUGAAGUAACCAAGAAAUCUAAGCCAUCCAUUUUUUCUUAUAGACAUUUUGCAGGUUUUAGCCAGGCUGUCUGUCAGUCUGGUGCUAAAUGUCUAUAGAUGGACUUUAUUUUUUACCCUAUGGAAAACGUGACGUAGUACGGACCAAAUUCCUUCUAAUAAAUACUUUGGUGUAGAUUCCUACUGUGGGGCUGUAACACAUGUAGAAACUGUGUACGCAAUUAGGUUUUCUUUCAUAGACAUAACUGCCUGCACCAAGUGAACUAUUUAUUAUUAUUAUGAAUAUUUAACAUUGCCAGAACUAUUCUGCCCAUGUUUCCAUGGAGCAUAGAUUGAUCACUGCUCGACCUGCUGAGCAGGAAGAACUGAAGCAUUGGUUCACUACUAGAUUCUGUUCCGUCUUUUAGUGGCCAAAUAAAUAAAUGAACUAAUUAUAAUUCGGUAGUACCUUUCUAGUUUGACCACUUGUCUUAACAUUCCUCUGUGCUUUUAAAUGAACUUCCAACUCAUGUUAUG
This is a messenger RNA of Rhineura floridana, 7545 nucleotides long. It is a transcript of the gene RIMS1, whose product is annotated as regulating synaptic membrane exocytosis 1. Gene Ontology annotation, cellular component: presynaptic membrane; cytoskeleton of presynaptic active zone. Gene Ontology annotation, biological process: calcium ion-regulated exocytosis of neurotransmitter; positive regulation of synaptic transmission; regulation of membrane potential. The transcript is spliced from 32 exons. The record is from RefSeq and is a predicted model, not a curated record. NCBI's taxonomy places the organism in Eukaryota, Metazoa, Chordata, Lepidosauria, Squamata, Rhineuridae. Gene Ontology annotation, molecular function: transmembrane transporter binding; small GTPase binding. Bases 752 to 5506 code for a protein of 1584 amino acids.